GCACCCCAGCCCCCUGCACAGAAGCUCCCGAGGCAGGAGGCUCCGUUCCCUGCUGCGCUGAUGAAGGCGCUGAGCCGGGACCAUGGAGUGUCCCGCAGCCACCGUGGCACUCGCCCUCUCGGGGCUGGCGCUGACUUUCUGCUUUGAGCGGCUCUAUUCCGAAUGUUACACGGCAAAUGGGGCGGACUAUCGGGGCACUCAGAACCAAACCUCCUUGCAUGCGGGGAGACCUUGUCUCUUUUGGAAUGAGACUUUCCAGCAUCCUUACAAUACCCUGAAAUAUCCCAACGGAGAGGGCGGGCUUGGAGAGCACAACUACUGCAGGAACCCUGAUGGAGAUGUCAGCCCCUGGUGUUACAUUGCAGAGUGUGAAGAUGGAGUGUAUUGGAAAUACUGUGAGAUUCCGUCUUGCCGAAUGCCUGGGAAUCUUGGCUGUUACAAGGACUACGGAGAUCCACCUCUUACUGGCAUCAGUGAGACCUCAAACAAACUCACUAUCCAAACCUGCAUCAGCUUCUGCCGAAAUCAACAGUUCAAGUUGGCAGGCAUGGAGUCAGGCUAUGCCUGUUUCUGUGGGAAUAACCCUGACUAUUGGCGGUAUGGGGAGGCAGUCAGCACAGAAUGCAACAGUGUCUGUUUUGGCGACCAUACCCAACCCUGUGGUGGCGAUGGCAGGGUGAUCCUCUUUGACACCCUCAUUGGUGCCUGUGGAGGGAACUACACCUCCCCAACAUCUGUGAUCUAUUCCCCAGAUUUCCCUGACACCUAUGCCACAGGCAGGGUCUGCUACUGGACCAUACAAAUUCCAGGAGCAUCUCAGAUCCAGUUCGACUUCACUCUCUUUGACAUCAAGGACUCCACAGACAUGGUGGAGGUGCUGGAUGGCUACACCUAUCAUGUGCUGGCUCGUUUUGAUGGCAGGAACCGGCCUCCUAUCUCUUUUAAUGUCUCUUUGGAUUUUGUCAUUUUGUAUUUUUUCUCAGAUCAAAUCAAUCAGGCCCAGGGAUUUGCUGUCGUGUACAGAGCUACCAAAGAAAAGCUACAUCAGGACAUUACUACAGUCAAUCAGAAAUUUACUGAGGUGAUAACUGAACAAGCAAAUCUCCGUAUCAAUGCAGCCCAGUCUUCAAAGCUACUUUAUGUCAUCACAACCAGCCCGAGUCAUCCCCCUAGCAUCAUGCCUGAGUGGACAGUAUAUGGCCUCACAGCUCUCCUCAUCCUAACAGUCUCAGCCAUAUUGGCAAAGAUACUUCUGCAUUUCAUAAUGAAAUUUCAUCAGGCACCUUCUUCAGCUGACAUAGGGGAUUCUCACCAAGCAACUACUGCAGGAGAGAUCUGGAGUAUUUUUUACAAGCCAUCCACCUCCAUCUCCAUCUUCAAGAAAAAAUUUAAGAGCCAACAAGAGGAUUGCAACCUCCUUGUGGGAAACUAAAGUGCCAGUUACUCCAUGAGACACAAUAUUCUCCUGCAAUUCCAAGUGUAUUGGGGAUAAUCCUUUUCCUCAAUCAUCUCCUUGUUUUCCAAAGGAUCUGGACAGACCUUUUCUGGAGUUCCAUAGUGCACACCAGACAUGGGAAAACCAGCUGCUAUAACCAUUUUGAAGUAUCUGGAGCUUGUCAGCUCUCUCAUCCUUCUAAAUAUGAUCUUAAACCACUUCGCUUAAAAUAGAAACAGAAUCUCUAAAGCAGUAGGUGUCCCUCACACCACAGAACAAGAUGAAUGUGGGAACCUUGUGGAGAUCAGGGCUUUGGGUCUGCUUUGACUGCUAUAAUAGUUUAGGUCAUUUUAAGCACAAAUAUAAAUGACACCAUCUUUUCAGCUGCUGCAGCAGCAGCUGCUGAGUUGCCUGUGCUGUAGAUGUUUCUAGCUGGCAAUGUACAAAGGUGAGGGAGUCACAGACUUUGAAAAGGUAUCUGCCUAAUAGCCAAUGUUCUGUUAUUUUUGCAUGGCCUCUUUUCAGAAGUACAAAUAUAGAGAACGAAUCAGGUCUCAAAGGUAAAAUUAGGAGAAAAAUGCUCAACAAAGCCUGCACUACAAACAAAUUAAAUAGGUGGUGCUCAUUGGUUCAGAGUCGACAUGGGCUGUUUAGAGUUUAAAGUUUGUGUGUCUGAGCCACCAGUGCCUACUAAUUGUUUUCUAAUAGGUCACUUAUAGUAACAAGAGACAUGUCAUGACAAACCUAUACUAUUCUUAUGCCCUGCAUUGAGUCUGGAUGUGAACAUAGGGCUGCCCAACAAAGCUAUGACCUUUCAGUCAAACGGUUAAGUCAGUGAGCUUCAGAUGAUAAGGCUGACAAUCAAGAUUUCCUACAACAAAAGUUAAAGAUAUCACUGACAGCAACAAAAGGUAGAGAUGAAACAAUGGAUCUGUAAUAGUUGGUAAAUGACUGCAUGGCAUUAUCAGUAUCAAUUGACUAGAAGGUUGGAAGGAACAGCAACAUCCAGGGAUAUAAGUAUAGUCAAUCACACUGCCAAAAUCCACCAGUAAGGGGCAGCAGAGUGUGUAAGUGUGUUUCGGAAGUCCUGAACAUGAACUAUCUCGGCCUUUCCUGUAGGGGAGACAGUUGCCAAAAAUCUAAUGUGGUAGACACACAGAAAUAGUGAAUGCUAGUAUUAGCACAUCUUUGAUACGUACCGCACACACACACACGCUUAGAAAGCUGAGUGUGUGGGAGAGCCCUGUUAUCCCUGGGAUGUUCAUACACGUGUCUAGAACCUGAAUCCCAAGGUACAUGAUUGUGGGUGAGAGAUGUGUAACCAUGAGAUGCUCCCAGGCAGAGGUUUGGGGGGCCAAGGGUGUGGGGGCAUGUGUAUGUGUGAUUGAGACAGAGGUGACCAAAUAGAAAUGUAUGUGACAGAGAGACAAACCUGCUAUCCUCAAGAUGCCUGAAUAUAUGUGUGC
Mauremys reevesii (Reeves's turtle) is the source of this 2901-nucleotide messenger RNA. It is a transcript of the gene KREMEN1, whose product is annotated as kringle containing transmembrane protein 1. The record is from RefSeq and is a predicted model, not a curated record. The transcript is spliced from 9 exons. Gene Ontology annotation, biological process: Wnt signaling pathway; multicellular organism development. NCBI's taxonomy places the organism in Eukaryota, Metazoa, Chordata, Testudines, Geoemydidae. Gene Ontology annotation, cellular component: plasma membrane. Bases 83 to 1432 code for a protein of 449 amino acids.